AUGUUUUCCAUAGAAAAAAGAAAGCUUCCACGGAGAUAUGCUAACGAAUUCGUGAGCCGUACUAGAAGUCACUUAUUUUCUAGAUCUUUUGGCUGGAAGCAAUUCUUAUUAUUCAUGGAACAAAAGAAGCCAACAAUCACUUCAAGGGAAGAUUCAUUGUACCAUGACCCCAUUGCCCUUGUCUUAUUUGGACAUAAUACUCGAGUUUGGGACUGCUGUAUUUCUGAUGAUUUUAUUAUGACUGUCAGUGAGGAUUGUACAUGUCGUAUAUGGGGAAUUGAUGGUGAACAACUGCGAGUCAUUAGGGAGCACAUAGGAAGGGGUGUAUGUAGAUGUUUGUAUGAACCAAAAUUGUCACUUCUUAUAACUGUCGGGUUUGAUUCUGCUAUCAAGGUGCCUAGGCCUCCUGCUUUUUUCUCUGGGGGUUUGGCUGAAGUACAAUUGUCCCGCGGAAGAACGGAAAUAUUUUCCAUUUGCAUCCUGCAUGUGCUGCAGCAUAUUGGAUUGACGGACAGCAAGAGUGAAUACGUUCGUUGUUUGCGUUUUUCCUCUCAGGAUUCUCUUUAUGUUUCUACCAAUCAUGGUUAUCUCUACCAUGCUAAAUUAUGUGAAACUGGAGGUGCUCAUUGGAAUCAGCUUGUUCAAGUCAGCAACGGGGCUUCAAUUAUCUGUAUGGAUUUAUUGUCCAAGGACUCAUUUGAACUUGGAUAUGGUGAUGAAGAUUGGAUCGCCAUUGGAGAUGGUAAAGGAAAUAUGACAGUUAUUGGAGUUACUAACAAUGACUCUACUCCUACAGUUAGAUUGAGCUUUACGUGGCAAGCUGAAAUGAAGCGACAGUAA
Lathyrus oleraceus (garden pea) is the source of this 840-nucleotide messenger RNA. RefSeq lists its product as uncharacterized. Gene Ontology annotation, molecular function: protein binding. The coding region runs from base 1 to 840 and encodes 279 amino acids. The transcript has a single exon. The record is from RefSeq and is a predicted model, not a curated record. Gene Ontology annotation, biological process: tRNA methylation. Lineage: Eukaryota; Viridiplantae; Streptophyta; Magnoliopsida; Fabales; Fabaceae. Gene Ontology annotation, cellular component: cytoplasm.